AGUGUCAGGGGAGGCACAGCCAGACGGGCAGAGGACACAGCGGGGCUGGGGCGCCGUGUAGCCGGGUCAAUGAGCGGGACAUCACUGGCCUCUUCUGCAUUCUGCUGCCCAUGGACGGGACCAUCAAGGAAGCUCUGUCGGUGGUGAGCGACGACCAGUCCCUGUUCGAGUCAACAUAUGGAGCGGCAUCUCAUUUACCUAAGGCAGACAUGACAGCCUCUGGAAACUCAGACUAUGGCCAGCCCCAUAAAAUCCACACGCUCCCCCCACAGCAGGAGUGGAUCAACCAGCCGAUGCGGGUCAACAUUAAAAGGGAAUAUGAGCACAUGAAUGGAUCCAGGGAAUCUCCUGUGGACUGCAGUGUGAACAAAUGCAGCAAACUUAUCGGCUCUGAGAACAACGGAAUGACUUACAGCUAUAUGGAUGAAAAAAAUGGACCUCCACCCAAUAUGACCACCAACGAGAGGAGAGUCAUUGUGCCAGCAGAUCCCACCUUGUGGAGUCAGGACCAUGUGCGGCAAUGGCUAGACUGGGCGAUCAAGGAGUACGGACUCAUAGACAUUGACUCAUGCCUUUUUCAAAAUUUGGACGGCAAGGAUCUCUGUAAAAUGACAAAGGAGGAUUUCCAGCGCAGCACGACUCUCUACAACACAGAAGUCCUACUUUCUCAUCUCAGCUACCUCAGGGAGAGUAGUUCAUCAUUGGGCUAUACUGCACCUUCACACACAGACCAGGCGUCUCGGGUGACUCCUAAGGAGGAUCCUUCCUACGAUGCCGUUCGGAGAUCCGGGUGGGGAAAUAAUGUCAACUCUUCUGUCACGAAAAGUCCCCCUGUUGGAGGCACUCAAAAUGUGAAUAAAAAUGUAGAACAGCAACGUCCACAGCCAGAUCCCUAUCAAAUUUUGGGCCCGACGAGCAGCAGGCUGGCUAAUCCAGGAAGUGGUCAGAUCCAGUUGUGGCAGUUUCUUCUCGAGCUGCUGUCGGACAGUGCCAACGCUAGCUGCAUCACCUGGGAGGGCACAAACGGAGAAUUCAAAAUGACAGAUCCUGAUGAGGUGGCUCGAAGAUGGGGUGAAAGGAAAAGCAAGCCCAACAUGAACUAUGACAAGCUGAGCCGGGCACUGAGAUAUUACUACGACAAAAAUAUUAUGACUAAAGUCCACGGGAAGCGCUACGCUUACAAAUUUGACUUUCACGGCAUCGCUCAAGCUCUGCAGCCUCAUCCCACUGAGACGUCAGUGUACAAAUAUCCAUCAGAGUUCUCAUACAUGCCAACUUACCACACUCAUCAGCAGAAGGUUAACUUUGUUCCUUCGCACCCUACAUCGAUGCCAGUCACGUCUUCUGGCUUCUUUGGUGCAACCUCGUCUUACUGGAGUUCUCCAAAUGCUAAUCUAUACCCUAAUCCCAAUGUUCCACGACACCCCAACUCCCAUGUACAGCCGCACCUGGGCUUCUACUAGACUCCAUCCACGGCUCGACAUGGAUUUAUUGUCGCCUUGAUGCAAUACAUCUCAUUUUGGGAGGGGGAAAAAAAAGAAAAGUGUCCUUAAAGACUAAAGAAAUUGAACUCAGCGCCAUAUCAGUAUUAAUCGUUCUCCUCUCCCGACCUUCAUGGAUCUUGAGCCAGUAUUUAUUCAAGCUUAUUCUUGCCAGGGAAUGCAAGACGGAUUGCUUGAACCCAAGGAUGUGAUAUGGAAGUGGUGUAAGCAGCACAUAAGUUGACCCAAGCAUUAGACUUACCUUUAUAUUAUUUUGUAAGCAUUUCUGAACUGAAUUUUUAACUUUUUUUUGUAAACAAACGCACUGGAUGGCAAUAUGGAAAGGCUUUUAAACUAACUGGAAUUGCAGCAAUAUUAAUGGGUAUAUUGUCUAUAGCGGAAUUUAAUGUCGUCGCCCUCCCCCCACAUAGUUACCUCUCUAUAGACAAACAUGUAAAACGUUGACCAAAGUGCCCAUAAUAUACUUUACAGAAAAACCUAGAAGACCAGUAGAGAUGAGAGAAUAAAAGUCAAACGAAUUGACUUUGAUCCGAAUUUCAGAACAAAUUCAAUUCGCCACGAAGCUGAAUGUCCUCAGACUUUGUGGUAACAAAUCUAUUUUUCCUUAAAUGGCUGUAAGAAAAACAAAACAUACCUCAUCCAUUUGCUCGCGGAGAGGCCGUCAUAGCCAUCUUGACUGAAGAAACUGUGCGAAAUCUUGCGUGCUGUGACGUCCGGCCAGCAUGAUGAAGUCAUCACGUCUUCAAUCAAGAUGCUCGCGAUGGCCUUUCCGCAAAUGGAUAAGGGGACUAUUUUUUUUUUUACCCUGAUUAACCCCUUAAAGGCCUACAUUUUAAUGUCAGAUGCCGCAAUCGGUGAUGAACGCAGCAUCUGAGGGGUUCAAUGAUGGGGGGUGGACCAUUCACUGUAAUUGCGCCCAUUACAUACCACGGAAUGUGAUUCGUGAAGUAAUUCAUAACGAAUCAAAUUUCUUUGUGAAAUUCGGUGAAGCGGCCAAAUCAGAUUUUUGAUAACUUCGCUCAUCACUAAUGACCAGUAAAAAAUUAAAGGUGAUGGCCAGCAUGUAAAAACUCAUUGUUAAUCUGUUACACAAUAACGUACUCGCGCCGGCUUCUGUGUGCUGUACAUUAUCACUCAUCCCUCACUGCGUACACAGAGCUCAAUAUGACGCAAUUCACCCCUGGACGGAUACUUUUCUGCACACGUGCUGGACAGUAGAUGAACUCUUCCGUGCAAUCAUAGAAGACUAUCCAUCCAGGUUUAGUACAGACUGCAGUAACGUGAGUGAAUCAUGUCACCGCCACCAUACUGCAGUCUAUGGACACAGCAGGGGACAAGUGAUUAUACAGGUGCAGACUUGCAAUGACUUUUAAAAACUGGCCAUCUAAACCUUUCUGAUCAUAAAAUAAAAGGCGCCAUGGUGCUUUAAACCUUGUUUAUCAUUUGCGCUGUUUCCUGAUUCUCUGGAUGCAACCUGCAGUGUAAAGAAUGGAGUUUUUUUUACUCUGGUUCUCAUAGAUACAGUAUGUCUAGAGUCCUGCCUCUUCUCUUUACUAGAUGCACUAUUAAAUUCUAUUAAGGAAUAUAUUUUUACGCAAUUUACGAUAUAAUUAUAUACCUGUUCCUGGUUUUAAUCAAGACAGCCAGACUGAAAACCUCUAUUCUUUACACUGCAUGCUGCUUUUAGACAACUGGUUAAUAAUACAAAAUAGAUAUAUGGUUUAUAUUACAAAGUGAUUUUUUUAUUUCAUAAGUAAAGAACUUUCGGGGUCAUUUAUCAAACUGGUGUAAAGUACAACUGGCUUAGUUGCCCGUAACAACCAAUCAGAUUCCUCCUUUCAUUUUGGACAGCUCCCUUGGAAAAUGAAAGGAGAAAUCUGAUUGGUUGCAACUAAGGGCUUGUUAACACGACCAUGCCGUGUUUUGCGGUCUGCAAAUUGCAGAUCCACAAAACACGGGUGCCGCCCGUGUGCCUUCCGCAAUUUGCAGAACGGAAAGGACGGCCCAUUAUAGAAAUGCAUAUUCUUAUCCGCAAAAUGGACAAGAAUAGGACAUGAUCUAUAAUUUUUGCGGGGCCACGGAAUGGAGCAACAGAUGUGCUGUCCGCAUCUUUUUCGGCCCCAUUGAAGUGAAUGGGUCUGCCACGGAGCCGCGGUGUGCAUGCUGAACAAAACCACGGUUGUGUGAAUGAGCCCUAAGCCAGUUCUACUUUACACCAGUUUGAUAAAUGAGCCCCUUUAUUUGUAAAACUGGUUUAGAAUCUCUUUAAUAAUUCCACACUUCAAGCCAGACGCCCCCUGGAGUUCAUAUAAAGGACGGACAGAUUAGGACUGGUUUUGCCAAUAAAAAUUAAAUCUGAAUUACACAAUUAAAAAGAAUUGUUCUAAAGCACAAUGAUAGUGGCCUUCUAGAGCCUGCAGGACACUGACCAUACAGAAUAGUUCAGACCAAUGGCUUCAUCGUCCUGACAUGUAAGAGGAAAAUCACAUGCAGGAGCAUGAGGUGGUAGAGAUUGGUACCCAGCCAUCUACAUAACGCCCAUUCGGGACACUGAACCCAUAUUAGGGCCAAUAAAAAGUUUCUGAACCUUGUAAAUACUGAUCUUAUUGACACACUGAUGCGGCCACAUCACAUACUGUACAAGAAGAUGAAAUACUGUGGAAACUGCUCAAUUUGUAAUAAGAGACACUAGGGGUAAGGAGGGAAAUUGAUGUGAUUGACUCAUUUACAAAAUUGGUUGGUUGUGGUGGGUUACAGAACAUGUAAAGAAAAGACAAUCAUAACGUUAGGACCCAGUUAAGGAGAAUCCGUCACCACCGCUUACACGUAGAAAAUAUAUGUAUUCCUUUUGAAAUGACAAUUCUGAAGCACCGAACUCUGCCUUGUUUCAUUCCUCUAUUAUUCCUCUUGAACAUGUAUAAAUAACCUGAAAACUGUGUGUUACCAUUCUCCUUGUCAAUGGGGGGUCCCCGAUAUAGUCUGCCAUUGUUUGGCUAGUAUCAGGCUGUGUAGGGACACCCCCAUAACUGCUGACACCCAGUUGUCAAUGUACUCAAAUUUCUAUAACGAAUAACAGAGGAACCAAACUAUGUAUAAUUUAAUACAGUUAUUUACUAAAACAUGUCAUGACAGCUGACUGGUCCCCUGUAAAGGAACCCCCCAGUCAUCACAUUAUGUCACACUGCCGACACCUGGAAUGAUCAAGACUGAAAACUGUGCAUUGGAAACAUUUAAAUACAUGAACCUUUUUUUUUAGUUAUUUGCCAUGAUGCACUAAGUAUCCCAAAUAUUCCCAGUAGCUUGUUUCUUUGUAGUCGUAUGAAUGCGUUCACCGGCAUACUGAUGCCUGUAUAUGGAGAGGGAAAUUGGGCGGGCAGAGUCUGAUAAACGUCUGGCAUUGGGAAAUUAGCAUCAUGGAGAUAAUGUAGAGACUUCAGUGUAAAUGGUGAAAUGGGGUCAUUUAUCAAACUGGUGUAAAAUAGGACUGGCUUAGUUGCCCAUAGCAACCAAUCAGAUUCCGCCUUUCAUUUUGGACAGCUCCUCUGGAAAAUGAAAGGUGGAAUCUAAUUGGUUGCUAUGGGAACUAAACCAGUUCUACUUUACACCAGUUCUUACAACAUGCAGGAACUGGUACAUACACCAAGAAUUCAUUCUCAACUGGAGUCUUACUUUAAGGCUUUGCGAAGUAAACCAGAACCGGUUCCAAGUGAUUUUGGCCAAUUAUCAAAGGAAUAAUAUAAUUAUUCACAGCUGUUGUUUUUAUUGUUUUUUUAGUUGCUCAGAUUUGCAUCUGUAUUUUAUACUGUUCUAACAUGUGUUUUCUGUUUGAGCAUACACAGACCUUAUAUAUAUAUAUAUAUAAAGUUGUGUAAGGGAGGGUGGGUCUGAAGUAAGAGUGUUGUGUCCGACAUGUCCCCCCUCCUCCACCUUUUCGGAUUCACAGACGCUGAGCGUUUGUCAGUGCAGCAUCCACAUGAACCACAGGACAAGUUUACUGUAUAAAUUAUGAAUUCUUUUCCUAGAGCCCUCGGAGGUGAACAUGUAUACAAAAGCAUAUAAACUAAACGAGUAGACCUCGGUCACACAAAUGCAGGUUUUUUUUUUUUUUAGUUUUCGUACAGAACUGUAUUUUGAAUUUUGUACAGAUGUAUUCUGUUAUUUUUCUAAUGUUUUUUUGAGCGUUUUGUACAUUUUGGCUUUUUAUCUUUGUAUGGAUAUCUUUUACUCUUUAUAAUGAAAAUAAGAUAUAAAAUAAAGUAUUUUCAUAUAGGUAGAUGACCUUCGUCUGUCCUGUAGCUUAAAUGCAAUAAGAGAUUUAUCAUAAAUCCACAGGUGUCAAUGCUGGAUAUGUAAAUAUAUGUUACCAUAUGUAUUCAUUGCCAGAAUGUUCAAUAAUUAUAAUCCGCUAUUAUGGUGUACAGUAUAUAAUCUGCUGAUGGUCUAUCAGCAGCAAUAAUAGAAAAGUGCAUAAAAGAAUUGGAAUAUUUUGCACUUUAUUCCAGGAAAACACCAUAAGGGGGAUUGGGCAACACCAUAAGGUGUAUACUACACUACCUUUUUAGGGUAGAGCUUUAGCCCAAGCCAGUGCACAUAGAAAGUGCUAAAGCCCUGUACCCUCAAGUAGUGUAGUAGCUGAGGGCUCGAAGCAAUAAUCAGAGGUAGAGAUGAGCAAAUUGAUUCUUUACCUAUAAGGGGCGGUUCUCACAGUUAAAGAAGAGCCCUCUGCCGCUUGAGUGACAUGUUGCCUGGCCCUUACAAUGUCUCCUCUGAUGUUCCGAGUAGUGCCGCAAGCAGAGAGGCUUUGCUUCUGCUUCCAGUGCGUCAACUGUUUAUGUGCUGCUACUUGGAAGUGUAGUCGCUGUUCCAUUAGCGGGCGCAGAGCCUUCGCACUUGUGCCGCUAUUUAGAUCAGCUGUGCAGGGCGAGAUUGUCAGAACCAGACGAGGUGUCUUACCCUGUCAAUCAUACGGCAGGGUAAGACAACAAGGACAGGCCCUCACAGGUGAAGAACUCUUGCUGAUAAGAUGAAUCAAUUCACUUAUCUCUAAUCAAAGACCACAACAAAUGGUCUCUGUCAUCAUGUGAUGGCCAUGACACAACGAAUCACAGUAAUCUUUGAAAAUACCAGCACCAGCCCUGAGACUAGAGAGAAAGCCUUCAGUGUCCUCCAAAGGCCCAAUCAUAUCACCCUACCAGAAAAUCCCCACUGUCCCAGUCCAUUACUGGGCCUCCGUCACUGUCUAUUACUGUGUUUUCUAUUAUAUGCUUACUGGGCCCUCUGUUACUGGGCUUAUUGUAAUUUGUAUGUGUCUUUGUAAAAAAAAACUAAAAAAAUAAUAAAUUAAAUAAAACUGUUA
Molecule: messenger RNA, 6858 nt
Organism: Bufo gargarizans (Asiatic toad)
Lineage: Eukaryota; Metazoa; Chordata; Amphibia; Anura; Bufonidae
Gene: FLI1
Product: Fli-1 proto-oncogene, ETS transcription factor
Exons: 9
Coding region: 111-1463 (450 amino acids)
Biological process (GO): cell differentiation; regulation of transcription by RNA polymerase II
Cellular component (GO): nucleus
Molecular function (GO): sequence-specific DNA binding; DNA-binding transcription factor activity, RNA polymerase II-specific
Source: RefSeq, a predicted model, not a curated record